This is a messenger RNA of Ornithodoros turicata, 1865 nucleotides long. Its product is annotated as growth/differentiation factor 8-like. NCBI's taxonomy places the organism in Eukaryota, Metazoa, Arthropoda, Arachnida, Ixodida, Argasidae. Gene Ontology annotation, molecular function: growth factor activity; cytokine activity. The transcript is spliced from 2 exons. Gene Ontology annotation, cellular component: extracellular region. The coding region runs from base 372 to 1562 and encodes 396 amino acids. The record is from RefSeq and is a predicted model, not a curated record.
CCUCCUCUAUUCGCACGAACUGAAAGCACCGUUUAUAAAAGCAGGUGCACCCCUCGGAAGACUCCGCCGAACGCCGCGAAACGGCGCCACCAGCAUCUCUCAAGCCCAAAGGGUCCCUUAUCGUCAUCCCUAGAGAUCCUUUCGGUCGUACGCGGCCGCCGAUACCAAGCUAGCCGGCGUUCGUUCUUACAGGGCAGCCUGACCAAACUUUCAUAUCGCCCUCGACACUUAUUAAGCGGUUCUCGUUUUCGGAGCACAACCUCGGAGCAACCCACCAGCGUCGUCUGCUACGAUUUUCUCCGUCGUCUGCUACAAAUCCCGGCGUGUUCUGUGAGCUCCGCUGUCGUCUGCAACGACGAAAUACCUUCAAAAUGCGAAAAGAUUUUGGAUUUGACAGCCACGGAACUCUUUCUGAGUGUUUCGUUUGUUGUUUUGUGUUGACUGCGGUGUCUGCCGCUGUCAUCCAGUCUCCUGCAGUCGGAAAUGAUCUCUCAACCGGUGGUAAUUCCCAGUGCAAGGAUUGCGCCGUCAGGAAGAUGUUGGAAGACACCGCAUCCGAUGAAUACCGUCAGGCGCGAAUCGAGUUCAUCAAGCAGCAGAUUUUGAAGAAGCUCAGGCUCAAACAGCCGCCAAACGUGAAAAUUCCACGGUCCAUCUUACCAACGAUUUUUGCCGAAAGCGAUGUCUUGCCUGAAAAUGAUGACGACGACGACGACGAUCGGAAGCAUUCGGGUGGCAGAAGAGUGGAUGAUUUUUAUGGGACAAUGAAAACGGCCGUCAUGUUCCCCGAAAACGGCACACACAUGUGCCCCUUCACUGGCCCCUAUCCAGCCAACUGCUUCAUAUUCAAGCUCUCUCCAGAAGUAACAAGCAGCAGAGUCUCCCAUGCUGAACUUUGGGCCUUCAAGCUUCCUGACGCGUCGCUGCGAAAGCACAGCUUCGUUGUGUCCGAACUGUCCUUCGAUAGUGAAAGCAAUCUCAUCCGAAAGCAAGUCGUUGCUUUUGAAACAAGUGCCAACGAGAGCGGGUGGUUCCGGUUCAACGUCACUUCUCAUUUGACGCAAUGGGCCAAUCAUCGGAACCCAUUUCGAGCCCUCGAAAUCGCGUGUGAAACGUGCGAUGCCAACACAUCAUCACUCGUCGGCAUCCGGGACGAUAAAAAGCCAUUCAUAUUUGUGCGGACUGACCCAUCGAGGCAAAUAGUUACGCGCGAACGGAGACACAUAAACUGUGAUCCGAGCAUCUCGAGGUGCUGUCGCGAGUCCUUCUACGUGUCCUUCGACGAAAUCGGCUGGAACAGUUGGAUCGUCCAUCCGGCAGGCUAUUCCGCAAAUUACUGCCGCGGGUCGUGCGUACACGACAUUAGUACAAAUAAGUAUCACCACACGACUGUGUUACAAAAGGUGCUGCUCAGCUCCACACAGACUCCCACGCCAAGCCUGAGCCUGUGCUGCACACCGUCGCGCCUUUCAUCGAUCUCACUAAUUUAUCUGGACAGCGACGGGACCAUGAAGCAGAAGAGUUUGCCAAACAUGGUCGUCGAGGCGUGCGAAUGUGCGUGAUGCUGUCACCAUGGGGGAGCUCGCCCCUGCUUUCUCACAGAAAUGAAUCUCGUCGCCACGAUUCAGGGCCGUAAUAAGGCAACACCGUGGUCGAGAUGCUGGCACGGCACCAUGUUGGAGUACAAAGAUGGUAUGAGAGUGCAAUCGGCUAUGCGGCUUUGUGAAGGACACUUAUUUGCGUUGUGCCAAAGCAUAGUAAUAUUUAUCUAAUUAAUGUCCCUGUGCUUCCCCCUACGUGUCACGUGGUGUCACCUGUUCAUAAUUUCUAGACAUUUUUUUUAAAAUAAAGAGUGAAAUGUUCAA